AUGGCGGGGACAUCUGGGUUCUCCUGUGUCAAGCCCAAGCAAGUUCAUCAAAGACACACUGAACAGAUGGAAACAGAAGCAGAGGGAGAGGACUGUGGAGGAGCAGAACCAGUCAGGAACUCAUAUCCAGAUACACAUUUACAACUAGAGACUGAUGACAGUGAUGAUUGGACGGAGACCAGAGAACCUCAGUCAGGUUUAAACUCUCUGAAAAAUGAUGACGUUCCUGUGAGUGAUUUGAUUGCUGGUGAGAAACCAUUUAGCUGCCCUGAGUGUGGGAAAAGAUUUGGUCGAAAUCAUCAUCUGAAGGACCACAUGAGAUCUCAUACAGGAAAGAAACCAUUUAACUGCUCUGAGUGUGGGAAACUAUUCAGUCGCAGUGGAGUUCUGAAGAUACACAUGAGAGCUCAUACAGGAGAGAAACCAAUUAGCUGCUCUAAGUGUGGGGAAAGAUUUAGACACAGUGGAAUUUUGAACACACACAUGAGAUCUCAUACAGGAGAGAAACCAUUUCGCUGCUCUGACUGUGGGAGACGAUUUGGUCACAGUAGACUUCUGACGACACACAUGAGAUCUCAUACAGGAGAGAAACCAUUUAGGUGCUCUGAGUGUGGGAAAAGAUUUAGUCACAGUGAAGCUUUGAAGAUACACAUGAAAUGUCAUACUAGAGAGAAACCGUUUUGCUGUCCCGAAUGUGGGAGAAGAUUUCGUGAAAGAGGAAAUCUGAAAAUACACAUGAGAACUCAUACAGGAGAGAAACCAUUCAGCUGCUCUGAGUGUGGGGAAAGUUUUGAUGACAGCGGAGUUCUUAAGGUACACUUGAUGUGUCAUACAGGAGAGAAACCUUUUAGCUGUGGAGGACCAGAACCAGCCAGGAACUCAGAUCCAGAUACACAUUUACAAUCUGAGGCUGUUAACAGUCAUGAUUGGAAGGAGACCAGAGAAACUCAGUCAGAUUUAAACUCUUUGGAAGAUGAUGAAGUCCUUGUCAGUGAUUUGAUUGUUGGUGAGAAACGAUUUAGGUGCUCUGAGUGUGGGAAAAGAUUUAGAUGCAGAAGAGAUUUGAAGAAUCACAUGAACACUCAUACAGGAAACAAACCAUUUAGUUGCUCUGAUUGUGGAAAAUUAUUCAGUCGCAGCGACAGUCUCAAGAGACACAUGAGAUCUCACACUGGAGAGAAACCAUUUAGUUGCUCUGAGUGUGGAAAAAGAUUUAGACACAAGGGAUAUCUGGCAGUACACAUGAGAUCGCAUACGGGAGAAAAACCAUUUAAUUGCUCUGAGUGUGGGAAAAAAUUCAGUCACAGUGAAAGUCUGAGGGCACACAUGAGAUCUCAUACAGGGGAGAAACCAUUUAGCUGCUCUCAGUGUGGGAAAAGAUUUAGUUUCAGAGCAGAUGUGAAGACACACAUGAGCUCUCAUACAGGGGAGAGACCAUUUACCUGCUCUGUGUGUUGCAGAAGAUUUGUUCAAAGUGGAGAUUUGAAGAAACACAUGAGAUCUCAUACAGGGGAAAAACCAUUUAGCUGCUCUGAGUGUGGGAAAAGAUUUGGUUACAUGAAAAACUUAAAGGCACACAUGAGAUAUCAUACAGGAGAAACCAUUUAGCCAUUCAAUUUGUGGAAAAUCAUUUACACAAUGUGGAAAUUUACAUACACAUAUGAGGAGAACUCAUGAAGGGGAAAAUUGAUUCAGCUUUUAUUUGGAAAAAGAAUUUAGAAACAACCAUGAGAACUCAUACAGGACAAAGACUUUUCAGCUUCAGUGUUUGUGUGAAAUCCUUUACACAGAUUGGACAGUUAUACAAAUACACUGAAAACCAGUGAUGAUUGGACGGAAACCAAAAAACCUCAGUCAGAUUUAAACUCUCUGCAAAAGGAAGUAGUCCCUGUCAGUGAUUUGAUUGUUUCUGAGAAGCCAUUUAGCUGCUCUGAGUGUAAGAUUUGGUCAGAGGGGACAUCGGACGUUACACAUGAGAUCUCAUACAGGAGAGAAACCAUUUAGCUGCUCUGAGUGUGGGGGAAGAUUUUGUCACAGGCGCCAUCUGAAACGUCAAAGUCAGUUUUAUUGAUGUUGCACAUUUCAUUUGACAUUUCAUUCUUCAACCGAGUCGACUCCGCUGAUCCCUCUUCUGCCACACCAAGGACAGCAUCUUUCAUUCCGCUGAAGGACGUUACAGCACACAUACAUACUCUGGAGCAACAGACUGGACACACAUUGUCGCGCCGUGCAACUCAAGUAAGAGAGCCAUAGUCUGGGCAGAGACCUUAAAUUUAGCAUGUGAUUUAAGUGUGACUAUUAACUGUGACUGUGAACUUUUCCUUCCCGAUACCGAUUCUGAUCCCUGAACAUUAGGUAUCUGCCGAAACCAAGUACCAAUCUGAUACCAGUGUGUAAAAUAAAAAUGGGUGGGAUAUGAAUUGUUUUAUGUCUCAACUCCUAAAA
Messenger RNA from Epinephelus lanceolatus (giant grouper), 2445 nucleotides. Lineage: Eukaryota; Metazoa; Chordata; Actinopteri; Perciformes; Serranidae. The record is from RefSeq and is a predicted model, not a curated record.